AUUCCUUCCAGGGCUGCCAUAUCGCACUCUAAUUCAACAACAACAACAAUGCGAGGAACAACAACAACACGCACACGCCUCGCCCAGCUCCUCGGUCCAUAUGCGCGUCAGAUCCCCCGAUUUGUUCGAAAGUUAUAGCAGCGACCAGUCAACAUCAUCGCUUCGGCGUGGGGGGCAGCAUAGGGAACACGCUGACAGUGACUCAUCAUCAUCAUCAAACCCAGCAGCCUCAUCACCAGAGUCGGUCGACUCACCACCACCACCACCACCUUCCCCGUCCCCUCCCCCUCCUCGGGAUAUUGAAAUUGUGAACAUCAUUCGCAAUUUCAAUGGGGCUUACACACGAUAUUCAUUUAGCGUGCCAGAGCACGUGCGGGGUGAUCCAGGGGCUUAUUUACGAACAUAUCGCGCAUUUUUCAUUAAUUUCGUCAGUGGAUUGUUUACUUUAGAACAUCCACAUAUACGCGUCUUCCCUGAUUUCACAUUUGGGGUGCGGAGGCUCAACGUAGAGCCCGACGAUGAUUUUGAUCCAGUAAUGCACAUGCGCGGGGAAAUGCGUGCCAUAACUCAAGAGGAAGUAGAACAGCUUGUUAAUUUGUGGGUCGAAGAGAUCGACAAUAAACUAGAGGAGUUGCUAGGGGAACAGGAAGGGUCGAGUGUCGGGAUAGAGUCGAUUUUGGGGUUUUACAUAAAUGUGGCCCUUAUCGAACACCCAAUUCGACUGGGUUCAUUCGUAGAUUACCCGGCCAAGUUACGGGGCAAAGGCCACGUAUUCAACCCCCGAGGGGAAGCCAAUAUUUGCCUUAUGCAGUGCAUCGCCGUGCACAAAUGUUUGGCCCGCGGGCUCCUUUAUAACGACAUCAAAACUCGGGCCAAAUCUGGGCGAUGGUGUCGCCGACAAGUAAGAUGGAGUAAUAAUAUAGGCACCCCAGUAUCUUUUGACGACAUCGCCAAAGUCGAAGAUUUAAACAGGUCUUCUAUAUUUAUUUAUGUUCUGGUAAAAGGAGAUAAUGGUCGUCAUUACAUUAGUUUGGCUAGAAAAGGCCGUGGGAAUUUUAAGGAUGUCAUAUCUUUACUUAUGCUGGAAGGCCAACAUUUGGUCCUCAUCAAGAACUUUAGCUUUAAUUUCCAAAUUCUGCAGGUACAGGACCCAGUGAAGCAGAUGUUGGUUGGUGAACUGGGUCUGCUGCAGAAGCUGGAGAGGAUGGUGCUUGAAGAUGUUGAAGUAGCACUGCAGGACUCUGUGAAGUAUGAAUUUCCUGUAGAAUCGAGCCUGCUGAAUGGAUCGACGAGAAUGGUGAUCCAAGGAGAGGGUGAGAUUGUUCCUCUGAUGCAAGACCCGGCGUAG
Messenger RNA from Procambarus clarkii (red swamp crayfish), 1348 nucleotides. Lineage: Eukaryota; Metazoa; Arthropoda; Malacostraca; Decapoda; Cambaridae. The record is from RefSeq and is a predicted model, not a curated record.